This is a messenger RNA of Cylindrotheca closterium, 1008 nucleotides long. The record is from the annotation of a GenBank genome assembly. Lineage: Eukaryota; Bacillariophyta; Bacillariophyceae; Bacillariales; Bacillariaceae.
AUGACAGCUGAAACUGGAACCCAGCAAGAUGGCAAUAAUGCAACCAAAGCGUCCACCGAUGUCAUUUCUUCUGCUGCGCCACCAACCAGAGAUGAAUUGCUGGAUCUCGUCCGGGCCAUAAAGUUUGCUAAUUCUGAAUGGUCCCAAAAACAAGUCCAUACUGAAAUCGUGGAAACCUUGUCCAAAGAAGUUCCGUGUCUAAGAGAUGUCAAGUUAAAUGAUGUCAAGAAGGUUUGGAAAAAGGCUGUCAUCGCAGUGAGGGAAGCAGAAGGAAACACUCCAAUUUCUAAAAAAAAGGACGCGAAAAAGGAAGGAAAGGAGGACGAAAAGACGACAGAAGAUGAUGAAGAGGAAGAGGAGAAGAACGAAUCACCUAAUGCUGAUCUGGCCAAACUACUUGAAGGCAAGACGCCACAAGUUUUUACUGUCGGAGAUGCUUCGCAAGUCUAUCCAGAACUAGCCAAACAUUAUACUUCCAGUCUGAUGGCCAAGGAGAUUGCAAAAAUUGACCAAGAAAUGGCCAAAGAUGCCAAGACAUAUGUUCAUGUGUCUCUAGACGUGCCCGCCAACAAGACGGGACAAGCUCCCAAUCAGGGGUUGAUCAACUUUCAAGAUUCUUCCGCCUUGAAAUCCUACAAAAAAAGGGGUGGAGAGAACGAGUUGGAAAUUGUCAAGAUUCAAAAAGCAGCGCCCCUUUCCGAAACAGAUACGACACAGCAUCCCAUGUUGGUUUAUAAUCACGGACGAAGCAUCAAGACGUUUAUUCAUCCAGAACCCGUUGAUGUGGAUGGUGGGGAAGGGGAUAAUGAUAACGUCGAUGACAAUCAUGAUAAACUGAACAGCUACGACAAACUAGCAAAAAUGAUUGACCAAUCCGGGAUUGGAGGGGCGCUGGGGGGCAGUGGUGGUUCAAAGGCAUACUUUUAUGCCUUUGUAACGCCAAUUAAAAAGGCUCCAGGCAUUUUGAGUAUUGAUUACACUCGAUUGGCACCAGCGCAAGAGUGGUAG